Pseudopipra pipra is the source of this 1184-nucleotide messenger RNA. RefSeq lists its product as uncharacterized. The coding region runs from base 188 to 1108 and encodes 306 amino acids. NCBI's taxonomy places the organism in Eukaryota, Metazoa, Chordata, Aves, Passeriformes, Pipridae. The transcript is spliced from 8 exons. The record is from RefSeq and is a predicted model, not a curated record.
UCACAGACAGAAAGUAUGUCUAACUACUGUGAUACUUUCUUUGCUAAUAAUACAAGAUUAUUAAUCUGCUGAAAGUUGUAUAAAAUCUCUUUAGAUAAGAUUAGGCGGCGGAGACUCCCCAGCGCUGCUUGUAGCUGAACUACAGCUGUAAAACACUGCCAAAAAUCCUGUGUGGAUCCCCGGUAAGAUGGAUGCUGUACACAAGUUGAAGGUUUUGGUGAUGUUUCUGUCUCUGGCUACUUUCACGGUCAUGGUGAUAAUGAACGCUGGAAAUGCCACUGGGAUAUUCAAAGGUCUAUUCAGGACAACCCCUGGAAACAUCUCAGACAAGUACAGCACUGAUUUCACACCAGCUGGCUGGACUUUCCUCAUCUGGAAUGUCAUCUAUGCCUGGCAGCUCGCCUGGCUUCUCUACACCCUGUCAGGGAUCUGUCGAAGGAAUGAACUUGGACGUGUCUUCAUAAAGCCAGACUUGCUGCCAAUACCUUUUUAUGUGGCAUGGUGUCUGAAUAAUGGCCUCAAUGUUGGAUGGCUCUUUCUGUGGGACCGAGAAUACCUCCUUCCAGCCCUGAUGUUCCUGGUAGUCCUCACUCUUACCACGUGUGCCUCCCUCUUCAUUUCACACCGAGCCUUGAGCAUCUAUUCCUCGUGGUUUGUGAAGGGUCACAAAGCUGAGCUCUGGCUCAUCCGCAUUCUGGUCCAGAACGGGCUGGCACUGUACGGAACGUGGACCACCAUCGCCACUCUGCUGAACUUCGCCGUUGUGCUGAUCUACCAGGGGAACGUGUCCCAUGAGAAAGCAACCACUGCUUCUCUCAGCAUCCUUGCUCUCUGCCUGGUGAUAUGGUUUUACCUAGAAAACUUCUCUCUUGACAAGUAUGUCCGCUAUAACCUCACAAUCUACCCAGUGGUCAUAACAGCUCUGAUUGGCAGCGCAUGCAAGAACAGCUCGUUUUCAUCCCCAAUGACCAACAACAUUUUCAUAGUUGUUCUGCUGGCAGGGACUUCCCUGAUCUUUGCUGUUCGGCUGGGACUAGUCACGUGGAGACACUAUAAGAGACCACUGGAAGCAUCAGGAACCACAGACCCGUCAGGCACAGUGGCCUGAGACCUCUGGCAUGUUGUGGCAGAUACUUGAAAGGGAGAAAAAAGAAUUGGGCAUCUGCUGGUCGUUCCUUCCAGUA